AUGGUUGUUGCGUCAAGAAGACUUCGACAAAUCACGUCAUCAAGAAGUCUACCAGCAACUCCAGGAGAAACUCAGCGACGACGUCUACAAGCCAAGCUGUCUAGAACUCGUCAAAUCGUCACUCAACUUCAACGGAAGUUCACUCUGCCGAUACCAGCUCAAGCGAAAAGAGAAGAUCUGAUCAUCUUAAUCUUCAAGCGAUCAAGCAAGAUGAAUUUCCUGGAAUCACAAGCCAGAAUUUCUACUAGCAGGAUCAAAGGAGGACAAGACAGAGAUUUCCAAGUCACCACCACUCUUCCACCAGCUGACGAAGAACAAGCCAACAAGAUGUCGUCAAGAAGGCACUCAACGUCUUCUGGAUCAACUAAGAUUCAAAUCAAUGUAGAUUUGACAAAAUUCGGCAAGACAGUCGGAUCCCUGCAAGGACAAUCGAAUGACUUCAAAAGAUCUCGACAAAAGGAUUCAAUCCAUCGUCAUGGAAUCAAUCAAUUCCACACGAGAAGAAGAAGGAAUAACGAACUGGAAGAAGAGGCCGAGCCGAAGAUCAAGAAGUCAGUCAACCUGCUGAGGACAAGAGGCAGUUGGACAUCAAAGGAAGUCAAGCUGACCUUUGCGAGAACUUCGUCUGCUGAAACAAACGAAGGAGUGGAUGCCAAUCUCCACCUUCAUCUAUCCCAACCCGCUGUCAAUCGGAAACCAUCACUAUUGGCACACAAUUCCAAGAAGAUGUGCACGGAUUCAACCAUCACCAGGUGCUUCAAGCAACAACAUCGUUAUGAAGUACCAGCAAGAAUCAAUAAUCAUCUUCAAGGAAAGACGACAAUCCACCAUUCACAUCUUUGCUCAAGGAUUCAAGGAUUCGUCGGACAACUGAAGAAAGCCAGGAAGAAGAAGUCUUCAACUUCCCCAGCUCGAUCUUCAGUAAAGAUUCAACAACAACAAGCCAACGAUUCCAGGAUUCAGGAGCCAAGAUGUCAACGUCAAGCCCACCUAAUAGGAGGAAGCAGACAAGCAACUUCACCUGAAAAUCCAAAGAAUUUCAACAACUCCACUGCUUCACAACUCAUCUUCUGGACAGCAAACUUCGGAGUCACAACUUCAAGUCAUACCAGCCGCUUAUUCCGAGCAACAGCAGAAGCUACGCCUCACGACGAGGAUAGCUACAAGGAACAAUUUGGAAUAGCGAAGAAGCACAAGCAGAAGACGAAAACUUCAUUUCAAGCAGCCGUCUGA
This is a messenger RNA of Caenorhabditis remanei, 1233 nucleotides long. RefSeq lists its product as uncharacterized. The record is from RefSeq and is a predicted model, not a curated record. Bases 1 to 1233 code for a protein of 410 amino acids. Lineage: Eukaryota; Metazoa; Nematoda; Chromadorea; Rhabditida; Rhabditidae. The transcript is spliced from 5 exons.